UCGUGUCAACGCACCUCGCGUUUUUUAUUUAAAUUCGCGUUUUUAAUUUGUUAUCUUUACAGUCGCCGUUUCGCGCCCGGCUUGAAUGAUACCGUUGAUUCGUUGAAUAGCAAAAGCUUAAUAGCUACUAGAUUGUUGGUGGUUACGAUUACGAUGCUAUUUCGCUACACGCAAAUGCCGCCUAGGUGAAUAUAGUGAAUAGUAAUACCAGUUCAAUUCCCAAUUUGAAUUGCCAAUUGUGAUCACUAUCUCGAUUGGGAUUGCCACGCGGCGCCGGCGAUACCCAUCGAAGCACCGUAUAAAUAUAGCGCUACGGUAAUAAAUCAAGUAUUAAUCUUAAUUGCGUACUGAAAUACAUGAAAUAUCAAUUAAACCACGUAGUGUAAUAACGUAAUAUUUGUGCUGGAAUAUUUGGGACAAUUUUAAGAUUAACAAUUAAGUGAGGACAACAUGUUAAAAAUACGAACAAUGCUGGAGCUGUGGAGGAAACGAUUGGACAUCUCGUCUAUGAGCUUCAAGCACGAGGAUCCCACCAUCUUUGCGCGCAGCCAGUGGCAGAGGAAAAAAGACCCGAAUGCAUUCUAUCUGGCGUAUCGGGUUGUAAUCACGACGUAUUUGGUGAUUGCUUGGAUUUUAUCCAUGAUAGAUUCAGAUAAUCUGCAUGAACCUUAUAUUUUUCAUCUGAAAUGGUUGAUUUAUCUGACUAACUGGGGAUUCACAUGUUGUGUAUUGCAAGCAUUGGUUUGUACCAUUAUGCUGGUGGCGAGAUAUGCGAAAAUGCGACGGGGUGGACUCAAUUCUGAUCCGGAUCUUGUGCCUAAUGUACGCCUGUAUAAAAUCUACUGGUUUUGUUUCACUAUUAGUGUUGACCUUGGGAUUGCAAUCACUUUAUUGUAUUGGAUUGUUAUAUUUAAUCCUGAUAAAAUGGAGAUUGAUUAUCUGAACAUCCUGGUCCAUUGCACCAAUAGCAUCGCAAUGGUGAUAGAAUUGUCAGUGGUUGCACAUCCGGUUCGUCUUGGUCACUUCUACGUACCUGUGACAUCCGGUUUUGUCUACACACUCUUCAGUUUCUUCUAUUAUCUAGCUGGUGGUACAUCAAGAGUUGAUGAACCCUACAUUUACCCACCUGUAGACUGGCGUAAACCCGGCCAAGCUCUCCUCGUAUGCUUCGGAGCCUGUAUCCUCUUGAUGGUCAUCCAUGUUGUGACCUAUGGUGCCUACCGCCUUCGCCUCGCCAUCGCCAAACGUAUAAAACUCACCGAUGACGAAGCCACUAUCCCCGUUGAAGAUCAAUUCCGUGGGUUUGAUAAUAACUGCCUAGCCAACGACACAGUCUAGUCCCGUAGUGCUUCGUUUGGUUAUCCGUCCAAUAAUCAGUAUUAAUCUCUAGUAUAUCCACACACCAUUUUAAUUCUACUAUGCAAAACCAAAGCAAUUCAAGUCAAGUUUUACCCUACUACGUAAGAGAGUGAUAAAAAGUCUGUAAAGUUCCUUGAAGUUCAUCAUAGUCAUUAGAACCUAAAUAAGAUAAGUAAGAUAACUAGUGUGAUAGAUUGUUGACUUUUGAAAUGAGACCUAUAUAAGCGUUAAGUAAUGAUUAAUAAAGUCGUAGUUGAGUUACAUCACAA
Dalotia coriaria is the source of this 1628-nucleotide messenger RNA. RefSeq names its product protein rolling stone-like. Gene Ontology annotation, cellular component: membrane. The coding region runs from base 451 to 1338 and encodes 295 amino acids. The record is from RefSeq and is a predicted model, not a curated record. The transcript is spliced from 5 exons. Lineage: Eukaryota; Metazoa; Arthropoda; Insecta; Coleoptera; Staphylinidae.